AUGGUGGCCGCUCCGUGCGCCCGGCGGCUGGCGCGGCGCUCCCGCUCGGCGCUGGUGGCGGCGCUCACCGUGCUGCUCCUGCAGACCCUCCUCGUCUGGAAUUUCACCUCCCUCGACGCCGGCGAGGAGCAGCGCGGCGGCGCCGCUGGCCGCGAGAAGCGAGACCGCGGCGGAGACCAGCGGGCGCACCCGCAGCGCCGCGGACCCGCCGCCCCGCACGGCAAGGCGAUGGAUGGCUAUUUUUCCCACCGACCGAAAGAGAAAAUGCGAACAGACAGCAAUAAUGAAAACUCAGUCCCCAAGGACUUUGAAAAUAUUGAUAACAGUAACUUUGCUCCCAGGACUCAGAGGCAAAAACACCAGUCUGAGCUGGUGAAAAAACCCCUUAGCAAGCAAAAGGAGCACUUGAGAAAGAAGCUAGAAGAGGAGAAGAUGAAGGUGAACUUGCUGCUGGGGAAGAACUCCAAUGAGGUGGUGCAAUUCAGUGAUCACCCUGGAAAAAACAGCAGCAGCAGCAAGAGCAACAAUUUGAAGGAGAUUCACAGGUCUCCCAGGCAGCAUCAUUUAAAAAAAAGUGGAAACAGCUCCCCUGAACUGAGAUACGACCAACCACCAAAGUGUGAGGUAACAGGCAAAGAGGCAAUCUCAGCCAUGUCCCGGUCUAAAUCCAAGCAGUGUCGGCAGGAGAUCGCAGAGGUGUAUUGUCAGCACAAGCAUGGAAAGCUGAUGCCGGAGAAGGUGACGCGUUUCUGUACGCUGGAGGGAAAAGCCAACAACAAUGUACAGUGGGAUGAGGACUCCGUAGAAUACAUGCCAGCCAACCCAGUCAGGAUCGCAUUUGUCUUGGUUGUUCAUGGCAGAGCUUCUCGGCAGCUCCAGCGCAUGUUUAAGGCUAUUUACCAUAAAGACCAUUUUUAUUACAUUCAUGUUGACAAGCGAUCCAAUUACUUGCACCGGCAAGUCCUCCAGUUUGCCAACCAGUACCCAAAUGUGAGAGUCACUUCUUGGAGAAUGGCAACUAUCUGGGGAGGAGCAAGUCUUCUGUCCACCUACCUGCAGACCAUGAGGGACUUAAUGGAGAUGAAUGACUGGCCGUGGGAUUUCUUCAUUAACCUCAGUGCUGCUGACUACCCAAUCAGGACAAAUGACCAGCUAGUAGCAUUUCUGUCCAGAUAUCGUGAUAUGAACUUCUUGAAAUCACACGGGAGGGACAACGCAAGAUUUAUCAGAAAACAAGGACUGGAUCGGCUUUUCCUGGAAUGCGAUACCCACAUGUGGCGCCUGGGGGAUCGGAGGAUCCCAGAAGGAAUCGCAGUCGAUGGAGGGUCAGACUGGUUUCUCCUGAACAGGAAGUUCGUGGAGUACGUCACUUUUUCUAAUGAUGAUCUGGUAACAAAGAUGAAGAGGUUUUACUCUUACACGUUGCUUCCUGCUGAGUCCUUUUUUCACACUGUUCUGGAAAACAGCCCGUACUGUGACUCCAUGGUGGACAACAACUUGCGGAUCACGAACUGGAACCGUAAACUUGGUUGCAAGUGUCAGUACAAGCACAUUGUUGACUGGUGUGGCUGUUCGCCUAAUGACUUCAAACCAGCAGACUUCCACCGAUUCCAGCAGACUGCCAGGCCAACUUUCUUUGCCCGCAAAUUUGAAGCUGUAGUGAAUCAAGAGAUAAUUGGCCAGUUGGACUACUACUUGUAUGGCAACUACCCAUCUGGCACACCCGGCCUCCGGGCAUACUGGGAGAACGUGUACGAUGAGCCUGAUGGCGUGCACACCCUCAGCGAUGUUGCCCUCACCAUGUACCAUGCGUUCUCCCGCUUGGGCCUGCGGAGAGCUGAGACUUCAUUCCAUGCUGCUGGAGACAACAGCUGCCGAUACUACCCCAUGGGCCAUCCAGUUUCUGUGCACCUUUACUUCCUUGCUGACCGUUUCCAAGGCUUCCUAAUCAGACACCACGCAACCAAUCUAGCUGUCAGUAAACUAGAAACUUUGGAAACAUGGGUGAUGCCAAAGAAAGUCUUUAAGAUCGCAAGUCCACCAAGCGAUUUCGGAAGGUUACAGUUCUCAGAGAUUGGCACCGAAUGGGACGCCAAGGAAAGGCUUUUCCGGAAUUUUGGAGGACUCCUCGGGCCGACAGAUGAGCCAGUUGGCAUGCAGAAAUGGGGAAAAGGCCCCAACGUCACUGUUACUGUCAUUUGGGUGGAUCCUGUUAAUGUAAUUGCAGCAACAUAUGAUAUUCUUAUUGAAUCCAGUGCCGAAUUUACUCACUACAAACCACCUUUGAAUUUGCCCCUGCGACCCGGUGUCUGGACGAUAAAAAUUCUUCACCAUUGGGUACAGGUAGCUGAAACCAAAUUCCUUGUUACUCCUCUCACCUUCUCUAAUCGGCAGCCUAUCAAACAAGAGGAAGCCAUGAAGUAUCACAACGGGCCUCCAAAGAACGCGUACAUGGAGCAGAGCUUCCAGGGCUUGAACCCCGUCUUGAAUAUCCCCAUCAGUGCCACCCGCAUGGACCAGGCCAAGAGGAAUGCAGGGCUCGUGGGCGCUGGGCUGGAAGCCUGGGUGGACUCUCUGGUCGGCAGCGUCUGGUCAGCCGUGGACAUCUGCAGCACUGGCCCCACUGCCUGCCCAGUCAUGCAGGGCUGCGCUCAGACAGCCUGGAGCUCCCUGAGCCCGGACCCCAAAUCUGAGCUGGGUCCCGUCAAACCCGACGGUCGCUUGAGGUAGCAUCCGGUACGCUCUCCUCCGGCAUAGGUUUUUAAAAGGGAAUUUAACCUUGCUC
Messenger RNA from Gavia stellata (red-throated loon), 2785 nucleotides. It is a transcript of the gene XYLT1, whose product is annotated as xylosyltransferase 1. Gene Ontology annotation, molecular function: protein xylosyltransferase activity. The coding region runs from base 1 to 2730 and encodes 909 amino acids. Lineage: Eukaryota; Metazoa; Chordata; Aves; Gaviiformes; Gaviidae. Gene Ontology annotation, cellular component: membrane. Gene Ontology annotation, biological process: chondroitin sulfate proteoglycan biosynthetic process; heparan sulfate proteoglycan biosynthetic process. The transcript has 11 exons. The record is from RefSeq and is a predicted model, not a curated record.